This is a messenger RNA of Biomphalaria glabrata, 4052 nucleotides long. Its product is annotated as mediator of RNA polymerase II transcription subunit 24-like. NCBI's taxonomy places the organism in Eukaryota, Metazoa, Mollusca, Gastropoda, Planorbidae. Gene Ontology annotation, molecular function: transcription coregulator activity. The transcript is spliced from 25 exons. The record is from RefSeq and is a predicted model, not a curated record. The coding region runs from base 193 to 3279 and encodes 1028 amino acids. Gene Ontology annotation, cellular component: mediator complex.
CUAGAAUAUAUAUAUUAUAAUUAAUAUAGAUUUAGAUCUAUAAGUAUAAGUGAGGAUUUUUUUUAAAGAUACAGAUACUCAUCAAUCAUACUGUAACUGAGAUAGAUAAGGCCAGAGACGCCAGAGUUUGAGACUAUUGAGAAUUUAAAGAAAUUGUUGAUUGUUUUAACUUCCUUAUUGAUGUAGUGAAAAAUGUCUAUUCAGAUAAAAAAAGAGCCCACAGGAUCUGGCAUCUCUAGUGGAUUGCUGGAUAUCAAAAAAGAGCCUGGCUCCAGCAGUCAAAAUGCUUCCAAUACCAGAGCAGUUUUAGUCAGCAAAAUUAAAAUGAACUUGAUGCAAGCAUGGAGAGAGAGGUGGACAGAAAUACAGUGGGCCAUUCAACUGAAGAAAUUAAUGGCAGCAUAUUGUACAGAAAAUGUUGAUGUUGCAGAAAUUUUGAUGCAACAAGCUCUUGUUGGGAGCAGUCCAAAUUCACUGAUCCUGUCAUACCUAAAGCAUGGUGUUUUAUCACAGAUGAUUCCAUACCAUACAGUUUUAAAGUAUAUCACAGAGUUUGAUGAUUUCUCAAGACCUUAUUGUAUCUUGGCGCUUCUACAUCUGGCAGAAAUGUUUGGUUCAAAGAUAAGUUUAAGCCCAUGUCAAGACUCUCCUUUGCAAUUAGUUCGAACUAUUUUGAGCCUGAUACACUGGCAAGUGAAGGCUUUGUACAUCUGUCUCCAGCGAAUUCAGGAAAACAAAAGCACUGUGGCUGCAGAAUAUUUUGUAAUUAUGGAUAAUGCUAGUCGUGCCAUCAUUAAUAUUUUGGAUCGCAAGGCUGUCAGGAGUCUCAUGCAGAUUGCCAAGACAGAUAGUCCAGAUGCAUACAGAGAGUUUGAGCAAUGUGAGAUGAAUGUUGGCGGUACAAUUAGUCAGUUGCCAAGUAACUCACAGCUGGGUGACACCCGGGAGAAAAUAAACUCUGCCCUUUUACAGCUUUCAAAACUUAAUGACAUGGCACCAAGCUUGGAACCAGUUCUAGAAAUCACCAACUCACCCAUAUGUCCAACAAUAAAUUCUCUGGUUGUUUUGGAGGCCAUACUCAACUCCAGUAGUGACAUUCAGCCUUUUGUGGAUCAAGUCUUGGUUGUCUCAAGACUCAUGAAACUGCCCAUGCCACAGCUUUGUUUAGAAAUAUUCCGUGUUUGUUUCAUGGGCUUUGUGGACACCAAUGACUUUUCGGAAGAUCUUCAGUGGGCCACAUUUGCUUUCCUCAAGGUCCCGCACAUUCUGAAUGCAAUAAAGGAGAAGAUGCCUGAUUGGGACAUGAGCUCCCACGUGGAGAGAGGGCUGGACAUGUUACUGGAGUUCUCUCAUCUGCUGGAUCAGACAGAUAUUAAACAAAAUUUUGACAUGCUGGUUCAGUUUAUCACAGAACUUCAGAAAGCAAACAUCAUCACAGAAUCACAGAAAACAUCUCUCUGUAUGAAAAGAUCUGAACAAAGAAGUCGUUUGCGUCCAUCAGACAUAUCUGGUUCCAACGAGGGCAAAAAUCUUAGCAGAGUGACACAUGCAGAAGCCACAGUAACCAGCAUUUUAAAGGGAAGUGCUACACUAGAUAGGAUGUUGAAGUCGCUAGAUUCAGAUCCACACAGAAACUCUGAGUCCAUGAUCAAGGUGCUGACCAUCAUGCUUCAGGGGCACAGCUUUGAUAUUCUUCGGUUGGCUGCUGCAAGCACAGGAAGGCUGCAUGAUUUUAUGUCUAAACUUAUCAGGAUAAAUGAACUUGCAUCACAGACAACUAGUGAAUCUCUGAAGAUCCCAAACAGAAAUCAACUUUUUGAUGUCACAUUUCUUAUGAUCAUUAGCAUAUUUCAACAAAAUGGCCUAGGGAUUGCUUUAUCUAACAAAGAAAAUGAGUAUGCCCUUGUGGUCCAGUGGGCCAAACGCUGGCUUCCAGAGGAAGGAAAAUAUAAAAAUGUGGAGUUUAUUGAGGAGCAGGACAAAGUAGACGCUAUUUUAAACCUUAUGCUCAGCAGUGCUGAAAUUAUUCCCUGUGGACAAAUUGCCAGCUGGAAGGAGAUGAUUAUGUAUUUGCCUUAUGCACUGCAAGAAAUUCUCUUUGCUGUAGAGCACAUGGCCCUCAAUCUGGAAAAAGUCAAGAUGAUUAUUGACCACAUAAGGAAACAGAACAUCAAGAGUCUUCUAUUAGUAUGUACAACCUAUCUAUGUAGCUACAUGAACAUAGUAGGUGCAGCUGCCAGGGUGAAGCCACUGAAAAUGUUGGAGUUUUUUACAAUAUCCUUAGGAAUAGACACUAAACAACCCAUUCAAGCCAUCAUUGACAACAUCAUCUAUGACAUACUUCCUGAGGGCCAUCCCCAAAGACCAAUCAGACGCUACCAGCUGUCCAGCAAGAAGUUGACCAGUGAGAUCAUGAAUGAGACCCUCAAAGAUUCGUUCCAUCGAGGCUGGCUGAACAUGGCUUCUUUACACACUCUGGAACAGCUGUUGGUCUUGAGAGGUCCUGACUGGUUCUGUGCUGAGAUGGUGGAGCACUUGUUGAAACAGAACCACACAGAUGAUGCCACUCAGUCUCUUAGUCUAGCCUUUGCUAUCAUGCACAUGGACUUGGAACGCAUGACCAUCAGUCUGUUAAGGCGUGUGUUGCCCAGCCUACUGACGACACCACAGAACAGUCUGCUGACUGACCCUAGAGGAUACUGUCUAGCCAAGCUUUGUGUCCUUAGCAUCACAGCCACUCACAUGUCCAAGAUAGGACAGAAAGAGCCAUAUGUCAGAAGACGGCACAAGCGCCUGAUAACAGAAGUAGACAUGGAUGAUGACUUUGAUGAUGGAGACACACCUCCAGCUAAACUUCGCAAGCUAUCAGAGCCACAACUCAGUUUGAGCAUGGAAGAUUUUAACUUAGCUGCCCUGGCAGAUAAAGAGGAUGGAGAAGUAUUACCUUCUUUAGACAUGAAGGACCCAUUGAAUAAAGCUUUAGUCAAUUUGUUUCAACUGAUGAACACUAUAUUGAUGAACAAAACUCUUUCUUCAAGAACUUGGUUUAUUGUCUCCAUCAUUCAAGAAGCUAUAAAAUGUGGGGGCACACAUUCUUCUUUUAUAUUCCAGUUCAUGCCACAAAACAUGCUGAACCAAGUCAUGCGAAGCUUGCCUGGUGUUUUCUCUGAUGAACAUAUACUUCGAAUCUGUGACCUGAGCACACUCUCUGGCAGAAAGAUGGCUGCCAAAGCUAUUUGUAACAAUGCACAGAUACCACAACUGAAUCUCUUUGAUUAAAAAAUUAAAUGUUGACUAAUUGAAUGUUUCUUAUUAAGAACAAGAAUCAUUAUUAAAAACUAUAUUACUAGUUUAAGAAUCAACUUUAAGUUAAUCUUAUUUAUAUAUUUGAAUGAGGUUGCAGAAUGAAUAUAACAUUUGUACCAGGCUUGCAUUUGCUUUAGAUUGAGAGUUUUAAAACAAGAAAAACAUUUUUAAAGUUUAAAAAAGACAGUACCUCCAACAUUAAACUUCAGAUAUUAUAAAAUAUUUUUUAAUUUUUGGUUCAACUCUGGUAUUGAACCCGUGACAUCAUCAGCUGCUAGAAAAUAUGCAUUACCUGAUUCGGCCUGCAAGGAAGGCAUAUUUUUCAAUUAUUUAUUGGUAUGUUCAUUAUAUGGACAUCUAGAUCUAACACUAGACCUAAAGUUCUGAUUUAGAUAUCUAGUCUAAAUUAGAUUUACAUAAAUUAUAAGCAAUGCUUAUAAACUUCAAUAAAAUUGAAGCAACUUUAAAUUUACUGUUAUACAGUAAUAUGGCUGACUAUGCCAUGUUGGCUCAGACCUAGAUAUAGUCUCCAGCAAAAUAUAUUUUUGAAAAAUUAUGUCAAACUAGAGUUUUCCCCAUGUGGCCAACAAGCUAGUAAUACUUAUCUCAGCGAAAUACAUCAACUGUUAAAUUUCUAGGAAAAUAAUUCAUUUGAGAUCAGCGUUUAUGAUCCAUGAAGUUCUGACUUAAAUAGUUUUUGUUGUUACAAAUUGUAUUAAUAAAUUUAAAUCUAUCACAUGUACAAA